AUGAAGAUCUGUUGCCUCUCCUUCCGGCAGCCUUAUGCUGGCUUUGUCUUAAACGGGGUCAAGACAUUGAAGUCACGUUGGUGUCCCCUGCUCGACAGCCACCAGAACCAUACCAUUGCCAUCCACAUUGCUAACAGGGACUGGGAAGACGAUGCCUGGUGGGAGCUGCUGCAGGGGAGGCUCGGGAUGACGCCCGCUCAGAUUCAGGCCUUGCUUCGGGAAGGGGAAAAGUUCGGCCGAGGAGAGGUAGCUGGGCUCAUUGACGUUGGGGAAUCUUUGGAGUGUCCCGAAAACUUAGCUCCUGAGGAGGUCGUGGAACUGGAAAAUCAAGCUGUCCUGACCAACCCGCAGCAGAAGUACCUGACUGUGAUUUCCAACCCCAGGUGGUUACUGGAGCCCUUACCUAGCAAAGGGGGAAAGGAUAUAUUUCAGGUGGACAUCCCAGAGCGCCUGAUCCCUUUGGGGCAGAAGGUGUGA
Messenger RNA from Cynocephalus volans (Philippine flying lemur), 477 nucleotides. RefSeq names its product EOLA-like protein. The transcript is spliced from 2 exons. The record is from RefSeq and is a predicted model, not a curated record. Bases 1 to 477 code for a protein of 158 amino acids. NCBI's taxonomy places the organism in Eukaryota, Metazoa, Chordata, Mammalia, Dermoptera, Cynocephalidae.